Molecule: messenger RNA, 1324 nt
Organism: Anguilla rostrata (American eel)
Lineage: Eukaryota; Metazoa; Chordata; Actinopteri; Anguilliformes; Anguillidae
Gene: yju2
Product: YJU2 splicing factor homolog
Exons: 8
Coding region: 132-1181 (349 amino acids)
Biological process (GO): mRNA splicing, via spliceosome
Cellular component (GO): U2-type catalytic step 1 spliceosome
Source: RefSeq, a predicted model, not a curated record
CUGCACUGCACCGGAUGUUGGUAUUUGUUACAGGAAGUGCCAUGUUAGAGUCGUUUCGUUAGCUGUUAGCGACGUUCUGUGGACAAGUUACUGGUUUCAAUUUCCGUGUAGAUUUACUACUAUUUGAAGUCAUGUCGGAAAGAAAGGUUUUAAACAAAUACUACCCGCCGGAUUUUGAUCCAUCUAAAAUUCCCAAACUCAAAUUACCAAAAGAUCGUCAGUAUGUUGUGCGGUUGAUGGCACCGUUCAAUAUGAGGUGUAAGACCUGCGGCGAGUACAUCUACAAAGGGAAGAAGUUCAAUGCCCGAAAGGAGACGGUCCAGAACGAGCUCUACAUGGGUCUGCCCAUCUUCCGCUUCUACAUCAAGUGCACCCGCUGCCUGGCCGAGAUCACGUUCAAGACCGAUCCGGAGAACACAGACUACGCCAUGGAGCACGGAGCCACCCGCAACUUCCAGGCGGAGAAGCUGCUCGAGGAAGAGGAGAAGAAGCUGCAGAGAGACAGGGAGGAGGAAGAGCUGAACAACCCCAUGAAGGUUCUGGAGAACCGGACCCGCGACUCCAAGCUGGAGAUGGAGGUCCUGGAGAACCUGCAGGAGCUGAAGGAGCUGAACCAGCGCCAGGCCCAGGUGGACUUCGAGGGCAUGCUCUGCCGACACAAGCACCUGGAGGAGCAGGAGAGGAGGAGGCAGGAGGAGGAGGACGAGAGGGAGACCAGGGACAUGCUGGAGAGAGCUCUGGUGAAGAGGUUGAGGGACUCGGACUCAGACUCUGAUCAGGAGAGAGAGGACGGGAGGGAGGGAAACGCGCAGAAAUGCACCUCAGAAAAGCCCACAGACAUCCUGACCACGGACAGACCCACGGACGCCAAGGCCAGCGGGCCCCCACCUCCAGGGGGGGUGAAGCGACCCCGGGUGGAGACCUGGGAGAGGAGCGUAGGGGGACUGGGUGGGGGAGCCCUGGGGUCCCUGGUGGUGAGGAAAAAACCAGGAAUCUCGGCCCCAAAACCUGAACUGGCAGCUCCGCCUCCAGCCCGGCCUGUCCAAUCAGAGGUCAGCGUUCCAAAGGCCACGUCAUCCAGUGUCACAGCACAAGCUUCCAGCAGCCAGCCAAUCGCGGCGCAGAACGGCUCAUCGCUGAGCUUGCUGGGAGCCUACUCUGACAGCGAUGACAGUGAAUGAGAGAAGGAGGGAAACGUUCUCGCGUGUUUUCGUGUGCCGGCAAAGCUGUGUUCAUCUCUCUACAUGGCUUCUUUUUCCCCUGACCUGGGCCCAGUCUCUCUCUCUCUCUCUCUCUCUCUCUCUCUCCCUCACCUCACCUCCCA